Molecule: messenger RNA, 2278 nt
Organism: Schizosaccharomyces japonicus yFS275
Lineage: Eukaryota; Fungi; Ascomycota; Schizosaccharomycetes; Schizosaccharomycetales; Schizosaccharomycetaceae
Product: ATP-dependent RNA helicase Rpm2
Exons: 1
Coding region: 196-2187 (663 amino acids)
Biological process (GO): mitochondrial mRNA 3'-end processing
Cellular component (GO): mitochondrion
Molecular function (GO): RNA helicase activity; ATP binding
Source: RefSeq, a predicted model, not a curated record
ACUGAACUCUGUAAUAGCUCAUUUUAAAAUUCGUAAUUUAUUGUCCAACGACUUUACUUAUGCUCCCCUUUUUUAAACCGUAUUCUGUUUUAUUAACCCAAGACUUCUCUUCUCUCUUUCUCUUCCCAUGUCGUCGUUGAUGCUACUUGUAAUUCCUCUUAGUAAUAAUUAGCAUACAGCUAAAUAAUACACAUAAUGCUGUUUGCAUCCUUACGGAGAAGCCUUCACCUUCACGGUUCUGUGACAGGUCACUGCUUUCGAACGAAAAACUACUAUGUACACAGCUUCUUUCGGUCGUUCGCCCAUUCACGAGGACGCAAACCAAGUACUACGUCUCGUCGCUCUCGUGAAGCCGCUCAAAACCAACUUUGGUCGCUUGCUACAAAAAGAUUCUUAGAGAAGAAACACAGUAUACUGAAAGAAACAAAAUUUCCAAAAAAUGUUCCUCGAAACACACAGCUGGCACUGUUCGACGAAUUCUACUCUGGAUGUGUUCAUGUUCCGAAGCAAUACGAUCCAUACUUCACCGAUUUACAAUCUAAGAUAUUGCAAAGUACUCAACGAAUACACUGGAAACCAUCAGUAGAGAAUGUCACGAAAGACACUCGUUUACACAGUUCGUUCGCAGAGCGCUUAAAACUUGAGUUUCAGAACUUUGUUAGUCACACGCUUAUGUUUGAGCCGCUUGAAAAAGAUUUGAGAAAGCUAUUAGAUGUUGAGUGGCCACACGAUUUGUAUCCUCCUGCACGUUCCAUGAGGCGGAAGUUCAUUAUGCAUGUCGGUCCUACGAACAGCGGCAAAACACACAAUGCGAUCAAUAAGUUGAAAACUUGUAAAAAGGGCAUAUUCGCUGGUCCGCUACGUCUUCUUGCUUCUGAAAUUUAUAUACGAAUGAAUGCAGAAGGAAUCAAGUGUAACCUUGUAACGGGUGAAGAAGUUAAAGCUGAUUAUGAGAAUCCUCAAUUAUUAGCAUGCACCGUUGAAAUGGCAGACCUUCACCAACAAUAUGAUGUCGCAGUCAUUGAUGAGAUACAGCUUAUCUCUGACGAAAAUAGAGGGUGGGCAUGGACCCAGUGUGUUCUAGGCUUACGAGCGAAAGAGAUUCACCUUUGCGGAGAAGAAAGUGCAGUUGAACUAAUUAAAAAACUUGCUGAAAAAACGCUCGAUGAAGUGGAAGUUCAUCGAUAUGAACGGUUAAACGCACUCAGAGUCAGCAAAACGAGUUUGAACGGCGACUUGGGCAACGUCAAAGACGGUGAUUGCGUUGUCGCCUUCUCACGUCGUGCGAUCUUUGAAGCCAAGAACACUUUGGAAGAGUUCCACAACAAGAAGUGCUGUGUUGUUUAUGGCUCUCUUCCUUUGGAAAUUCGUAAACAGCAAGCUACGGAUUUCAAUGAUCCCAAGAUACCAGCCAACGUCUUACUUGCCUCGGAUGCCGUUGGCAUGGGUCUUAACUUGAGUAUCCAGCGUGUCGUUUUCACGUCGCUCGCAAAGUUUACGGGGUCAAGUUUUGAAGAUAUACCUGUUCCUUUAAUUAAACAGAUUGCGGGCAGAGCAGGCCGUUACAAGGCCUCAAAUAACCAGGAUGAAAAACAGUCCGCUGGCGAAGUUACUUGCCUGUAUGACUAUCAAAUGCCUAUACUCAAACGAGCUCUUAGCCAGCCUAUCAGAAUGUUGAAGCAAGCUGGAUUUAUGUUUCCCGAUGACAUUUGGUGCGAAUAUUUUUUAACGUGUCCACAAGAUAUACCCUAUUCAUUCCUUUUUCGAAAAAUGAUUUUGCUGAGUAAUAUUCCACCAUGCUUCUUUCAUUGUCUUAUUAAAUCACAACUUCCCAUUCUUGAGAUUUUAAAGCCCAUUGAAACUUUAACGAUUAGAGAACGACUUUUGCUAACAAAUAUUCCGAUUCCUUUACGAUGGCCUACCAUGAAAGAGUUUGUCUAUGAAAUUGGAGAAAAACUAUCUCUCUGUACUCCCGUCCAACUUAACGAUUUUGAGCAUUUUAAUUUGGAUGUCCUGAAUCACAAGUAUAAGAACCAAUCCGACUUUCUCCAACAAAUAGAACUUUUGUACAAAAAAUUAGACGCUUACUUUUGGAUAAGUUUGCGGUUUCCAUGCAUGUUUCAAACAGAAGCAGCCAUUGACAUUAAGAAGAUUCUUCUUAAAAAGCUCAAUAGUUUUUCUCAUUAAUUUUCUAAUAAAAUAAAUAAAAACUUUUUAAGUAAUCCUUGUAACAGACCUGCUAUAUGAAAUGCUUCAUAAUGGUAAUAUUAAAUUUUAA